This is a messenger RNA of Guyanagaster necrorhizus, 665 nucleotides long. RefSeq lists its product as uncharacterized. Lineage: Eukaryota; Fungi; Basidiomycota; Agaricomycetes; Agaricales; Physalacriaceae. The record is from RefSeq and is a predicted model, not a curated record. The coding region runs from base 172 to 510 and encodes 112 amino acids. The transcript is spliced from 3 exons.
CUUGCUUGUCGUCUUUUCUUCAAUCUGUCCUUAUUGUUGGGCCCGUCGUUCGCUCAUCGUAUACGGCCGACCUCCAGCUGGCAUUUUACGACGAGAUCAUGGACAAUUCCUCUCAGAGAGAACAAGCUGAGAAACCCACUGUUCCAGCCUGCCGUCGAUGCUUCUCUGGUAAUGGCCAAGUCGAAGACUUCAACUCCAUCGCAACACCCUCCGUCCUACAAACUAAUGUCGAGCAGGCCCAGGAAAGUGAGGAAACAUCACCCGUACAAUCAGGAUUGCCAUCGUCUCUCGACCUUACAGACUUGCCUUCCCUGGUCAUGGUCACUGAGGAAGCUCAGAAUGCUACCACAACCAAUAUCCUUUCUGUACUUCCAGGCAUGCCAUCUGUGUAUCCCGCACGAGACGCUACUAGGCGCCUAUGAAUUGCGUAGAGACAAGAAGGCAAGGUGCCUGCAGCCCGAAACUGCUAUUGCAUUAGCUGCUGCUUUAUCGUUUCCGUUGUUUUUCUGACAUUAGAACCUAUCGUUAUUCCUCAUUAUUUUGGGACUUAUACACAUUAUCUAGAUCGUGUCUUAUUUUCGGAUGUACCUCCAUUAUAGUUCAUGUAUUUCCACUUUCUCCGACUUUCAAAUGACUGCCAAUCUCUCGAUUUUGUGUCGAUCUUU